Scophthalmus maximus (turbot) is the source of this 3093-nucleotide messenger RNA. RefSeq names its product tripartite motif-containing protein 14-like. NCBI's taxonomy places the organism in Eukaryota, Metazoa, Chordata, Actinopteri, Pleuronectiformes, Scophthalmidae. The transcript has 6 exons. The record is from RefSeq and is a predicted model, not a curated record. Gene Ontology annotation, molecular function: protein binding. The coding region runs from base 1122 to 2612 and encodes 496 amino acids.
GUUAUUCUCAGAGGGAAGCAGAGCAGAGAAAAGGACCGACUGUCUCCGUGCCAGCGCCGCAGCCUAGCAACCGCCAAUCACAGCACAGCUCAGAGACGGUUUCUCUGCAUAGCAACGAGUCGAGGCUGGGACAGAGACAGAGAUGGGGACGGAGGAAGAGGAGGAAGAAGAGGAGGAUCGAAUAUAAACUGAACGAGGAGAGUUUAGAUGUUUGUUUUUCAAUGAGUGAUAAUAAUUUCUGUUGUUGUGAAUUUUUUUUUAAUCGCUUAAUUGAUUUGUAGGUCAAAGGUCACUGAGUUUAAACUGGUAAAUAAUUAAUGAGCUCAGAUGUUAACAAUGAUUUAUUCAAACUGAUUGAUUAUUUAUCACGCCCGCCUCUCCUCCACCAACCAGCACCAAGGAAAACCUGCUGACUGAUUUAACUGCUAGAAAACCAGUAAUCGACAUGUUUAAGUGCUUUGGACAAACUGUUCUUGUAUAAGAACAUGGACCAGAACCAUGUUCAAUCAGAAUCAUGUCACAUAACGUAACUGACGUAACAUUGUACGACACACCACGGCUAACGUUACGCUGCUAGCUUAAAGACAUCCUGUUACAGUCAUAAAUCGAUGUGUCCAAGGUGUACGAUACAUAGAAAGAUAGAUAAAGUCAAGUUAGCUAGGAUGUGGUUGAACGCUAACAUUAGCUGUUGUCUGAUCUGUUCACUACAGCCUCUGAGCCCUGAGAGUGACGUCGGAGGAAAAUGGCCGCCAUGUGAAUAUGGUCUGUGGAUGCACUCAUCUGGGGUGUCCAGGAUAAUCAUCAUACUAACGAACUGCUGCUCACAGCAGCCAAUCAGCUGUAGCCGCAGUCAGACAUGGAGACAAACUGGUCCAACUGGAAACCAAAGAAUGUGGAGACCAGACGGAGAGAAGUCGGAGAGAAACGCUCUGAUCUGACGCAGGAUUUUACUCUGACAGAAAUAUAUCAGACACAACUACUGAUCUGCAGCUGCAGGACGACUGGACCACCCUCAAUUCCUCAUUCAUCUGUUUAAUCUCAUGAUAUUUUGCUCCCUGAGCUUCACAGCGAUCAAACUACAUCAAGACAAACAAGUCUGACAGGAACAACAGAAGCUGAGAAUGAGUCUGGUGGAGGAACCUUCACAGGACAGAGUCCAGGAAGCGUCUGAACUAUGUGUAGAAGACGACGAUGAGGCGAAGGUGAAAGAUCUUUUUAAGACACGUCAGGUGCAGAAGAGGACGAUCAGCCCGCUGACUCUUCUCAGAGAGGACCUCAGCAUGUUUAAAGACGGAGUGUUCAAAGUGUUUAUGGACAAAGACAGGAAGGCCGAGCACGAGGACCCGAGCCGAGCGCCGCCCGGGGGUAAACCCCCCGUCGGCGGCGGCGUGCUCAGUCUGCUCAGAGAAGACCUGAGCCAGUUCAGAGAGGAAGUGAGCAGCAUCUUCAGCGUCAGCUCAUCCAAGUCUGCAGAGACGACCGUCAACCCUGUGAGCCUGAUCACAGACGACCUCUCCAACGUCUUCAGGAUCGGCUUCUCCGACGAGAAGGAUGACUCCUCCAAAACAAAAGUCCAGAAAGCUGAAAGAACAGACGACCUCUUUAGGAAACUGUUCAGAAGAGACGCGCCACAGAAGAGUCGUGAGGAAGCAGAGACAGACAGUCAGGAAGUCAGAAAGACGUUUUCAGAAAAGAGCCAAACAGAAGAAGAAGAGACCGUCGACGCUGAGAAAGAGACCGACAUCGUGAAAGACAAAUCAGACGACAGGGAAGUGGAUGUCGAUGAGUCUGAGGAGACAACAAGUCUCUGUGAAGAACCACAACAAGAGGAGACGACGUGUUCAGACACAGUUCAUUCGUCUACAGAGAGAUGUCGCGACGACGACUUUGUGGCAUCAGACGAGAGGAGAGAGGAGGAGGAGGAGGAGGAGGAAGAUAAACCUUCAGAGACUCUUCACUGGGAGACGCUUCUGUCUGAACUCUGUCUGAGAGACGCUACCGACGACGCCAUGAGGGAUCCUCCGGGACGAGACCCAUGGUCGGUGAAGAACUUUGCCUGUUAUUUGACCUUUGACCCCUGCACUGCCAACUCAGAGCUGCUCCUGACCGACCGCAACAGGACGGUGACUCGCGUGUGGUCCAACCGCCGGUGCCCCGAGCACCCGGACCGGUUUGAGCACUGCCCCCAGGUCCUGUGCAGGGAGGCGCUGCUGGACUCCGUGUACUGGGAGGUGGAGUGGAGCGGCGGCGCCGACGUGGGCGUCGCCUACAACGCCGUCUCCAGAGACGGAGACGCGGCGAGCUGUCUGCUCGGACACAACGCCGGCUCCUGGAGUCUGGAGUGCUCGGAGGGAAGCUACACGCCGUGCCACGACAACAAGAGGUUCCGCUCGUCCUCGCCCGAACCCUUCAGCCACAGAGUUGGCGUCUAUCUGAACUGGUCCGCCGGAUCUCUGUCCUUCUACUGCGUCUCCCGGGACGCCAUGGUCCACCUGCACACCUUCACCUGCACCUUCACGCAGCCCCUGUACCCGGGCUUCUGGCUGUGGGCCUACGACGCCUCUGUGACGCUGUGUCAGGUGCAGUUGGACUGGGAGCGACUGCUGCAGUGAACCAGUGACUCGACAGGGACACGACUCGUCCCGACAGAAGGACAGAACAUGGAGCGAGAAGGAAUCUGGACAAAGGGGCGGAGCCAGGAAUGUUUGAUCUCUUCCUGUAACGUCACAGAUCAGCUGAUCAUCUGAUGAACCAUCAGCGUCUCUGAUCUAUUAGUUCUGUCUGUUUGUUCUCGGAUGUGUAGCACAUCUUCUACACUGGUGUGUAUCAGUGUGUGUGUGUGUGUGUGUGUGUGUCUGACCUGUAGCUGACUCUCCUGACUCCCUCGGGCCUCAUUCAGCUCCUUCUCCAGCUGCUCCAGACGGACAACACGCAUCUGCAACACACACACAAACACACACACAUCCAGAUGUUUUCCAGCAGCUGUCUGUCUAACAUCAUCAACAAUCCAACCACCGAGAUGUAAAAUAGAAAUUAACUAUCACCAUGUUUAAAUCAGUUCAAUAAUAAUAAUGAUGAUGAUUUUUAAAAGUA